CUUAUUGCUUAUUUAUUGGAGCGCAGUGGAUUUUAACAAGCUUUUCCCAGUUUUAAUCCCUGUAUGUGUAUUCAAGAGGUGUCCAGGAAUAUGUUAGAUCUCUCCAGCCAAAGGAAUUUUCUUAUUAGCAAAGUAUAUUUUAUUUGCACCUUUACUUUGAACUUUUCCCAAAACACACAAUUCAUUCACUCUACUGCAAGGUUUUCGCUCUAAAAUUUCAGCGUAUUAUUUGCACUUAUCAUUCAUUUUUACUUGCUGUCGUUGUGGAAUUUUUCACAUCAUUUAUUUAUUUCUUCCUUUUUUAACAAGUGGAAAAAUAAGGUACAAGCAAUUGGAAAAAAUACCAGCCAAAUGACGACCGACCCACAGAAAUUCUUCGCCCCACCUUCUGGUCUCAAAUUUAGCAAAUAUGUAUUUUCUUAAAAAUUUCGCACUUUUUGCUUAACACUUAAAUGUCGAAUUUCACUUUUAGCACAACAUAAGUAAACUAAAUAACAAUUCCAUUAUAUUUUCUAGACAAAUGCGUCUGUAAAUUCAGCGAACGAAUAUUUUCGUGCCGUCUUUGGGGAAAAUACCUUCAACACGCCCGCAUCGCUACCAACCUUUGAAAGUGGAUUCCACCACGAUUUUGCGAAUGACGCAAAAGGAAUUUGUAAAGUCGAGGGUUUGCGUAUUGGCUAAACCGAUGCCGCAGUGUUCCCUUGUGUCAAAUCAAAAACACCUGAUGUCAACAACAACUUGACGUCUAUGCACGUUUUGACUGUAUUCGGUCAUUUAUCAUUUCUUUGCCGCUUGCAAUAAAUUCGUGAAGUUUGGUUUCUCAUACGUAAUUUUAUUAAAAAGUUAUAUUUUCAUGUUAAAAUGCGAAAUUUGAAGUUGCAAUCGUGUAAACAACUGAGCAGCAAGGUGUCCAAUGUGAAAUAUUUGCUGCUGGAUCCCAAUGCAAGUCGUAAAGAGAUCGAUUCACUUGCCUUUGUGGUUACCGACUCUCAACUUUACGAGGUAAAAACAUCUACUGGCAUUUCGAAAGAAAUCGCAGCCGUCCCAGGCAUUGUAGCUGCUGAAUAUUUGGCAUUAAAUAAUGAAAUUUGCCUAGCUACCGAAGCGGGCGAGGUGCUCGCUGUUUCACCCAGCACUGGCGCCAUAAAUGAGUGCACUUUUUGUGAUGUUGGUUUGCAGUGCAUGUCAUGGAGUCCUGAUCAAGAGGUUGGCGUUUUCAUUACAAAAUCGGGCAAUGUCGUUGUAAUGACUUGCACCUAUGACGUCAUACAUGAGCAUGUUUUGAAGGAGCAGUGCGACCCGGAUAGCCAAUUCGUUAAUGUCGGUUGGGGAAAGAAAGAAACACAAUUUCAUGGUAAGGAAGGUAAAGCUGCUGCAAAAAUGACAACCGAUUUCAAGCCACCCGAGCAUGUGGAGCAGUUGGCGCAGGACAUAGAAAUAACCUGGCGCGCUGAUGGCGCAUACUUUGCCGUAUCCUUCGUUAGCGCUGAAGCGGGUCGUAUGUUUAAAGUUUUCAACAAGGAGGGAGACCUAACUUACAUAUCCGAGCGUUGGAAUGAUUUGCAACCACCUAUUGCUUGGCGUCCAUCGGGGACAUGGAUCGCAAUGCCUCAAAUAUUCCCAAACAAGAGCACAGUCUCUCUCUUCGAAAAGAAUGGCUUGCGUCAUCGUGAAAUCGUAUUACCAUUCUCGUUAAACGACGAGCCUAUUCGUAGCCUCCGCUGGAGUAAUGAUUCAGACAUACUCGCAAUAGAGACGUUGGAUGCGUCCACCCAAAAUCAGAAUCUGUACCUUUACACCAUUGGUAAUUAUCAUUGGUAUCUAAAGCAGGUACUCACUUUUAAUAGAACUGAGCGUCUUUUGUGCCACUGCUGGGAUCAAAGGAUAGGCGAGGAGAAAACUCUGCAUAUUUGGCUGGAAAGUGGCAGAUAUUUGAUUUAUCGCUGGCGAUUUGAAUUUGAUCGUUAUGCACGCAGCGGCAUUGUGGCCGUUAUCGACGGCAAGAAGUUACUCUUGACCGACUUUUCCAAGGCUGUUGUGCCACCGCCGAUGUGCAGCAAAGAAAUUCAUUCCGAUGCUUAUAUAAACGCAUGUGUUAUUUCAAAAAAUAACCACGAGGAGUUACAGUUGUGCAUUUACGAUGCCAAUGAAGAGUUGCAAUUGUAUCGAGUUUAUCGCGAUGGAAAAUCAUUGGAUUUCGAAAGAGUUUCUGUUAUGCAAAAAAUGCAAAUUGAGCUAGAUUUAUGUAGUGGACCACCAUUAGAGCUGGCAAAUAUGUUCUGGUUCGAAGAAAACUGUUUAGUGGCAACCGUUAACAUUGGAGAAAAAAGCAAAGUGCUGCUGAUUGCAUUGGACGAGCUAGUGGGUGCUUAUAGCAUAGCUGCUGUCUUACAGCUGAAUAGCAACGCGGUUAGCAGCUGCAUGGGCUUUGUCAUGCUGGAACAAUGCUUUGUACAAACCAUAAAUGGCAAAGUAGAGCAAACUUCACUUCAUUCGGCCAACAGCCUUAAAUUGGACAAAACAUACCAACAGCUGGAGCAAAACGCCCUGCAGAUGGAAUGGCAUCAAACACAGUCAGCACAAGGAGAUUGCCUGAUCGCUUUGCUAAAUAAUCAACGACUUUAUAUAGACAGCCAACUGGUGUCCGGCGAUGUGACUUCUUUCUGCCUGGCAGGAAACUACUUAGCGUACACCAAACUGACCGAAUUAAACUUUGUAUUGCUGUCCACACGGCAAAACGUUUACAAACGUAAUAUGGAGCGGGGCGGCAGACUAGUCACAACUAUAGUAAACGAUGCGCGUGUCGUGCUACAAAUGCCGCGUGGUAAUUUGGAGGUCAUUUCACCGCGCGUAUUGGCGCUGGAGAUAAUCGGGAAACUAUUGGACCAACAACGUUACCAUGAUGCCUUCGAUAUGUUGCGAAAGCAGCGCAUAAAUUUGAACAUUAUUUGUGAUCACAAUUUGGUGAGAUUCGUGAAUAAUGUACAUAUCUUUUUAUCUGAAAUAACAAACCCGAAUUGGCUAAAUCUAUUUCUGACUGAUCUUCAAAAUGAGGACUUCUCUAAAACCAUGUACGCUGGCAAUUACACUGCUGCCGAACAAGCAUACCCUGAAGACUUCAAUAUCGAGUCUAAAGUAGUUUAUCUCUGCGAAUUGCUGUGCACGCAUAUGACAAAAAGCGGUUAUGAACGCUUCCGGUCGCCCAUCAUUACGGCUUAUGUAAAAUUAGGCAAACUGGAGCAAGCACUGCAGCUAAUUUGGCAUGUUAAAAAGCAACAAAAUGAAUUAGCCAAAAAGUCCGACGAGCCUGUUCAAGAAGCAGCCGAGGAAGCACUUAAAUAUUUACUCUAUCUAGUUGAUGUCAAUGAAUUGUAUAAUGUCGCUUUGGGCACAUACGAUUUUGGCCUGGUGCUCUUCGUUGCGCAAAAAUCACAAAAGGAUCCCAAAGAAUUUUUGCCGUUCCUCAAUGAACUAAAACAGCUAGAAGUAAACUAUCGUAGAUUCAAAAUUGAUGAACACCUGAAGCGUCACGUAAAGGCAUUGGAAAAUAUUUUAAAAUGCGGCGCCGAAAAAUUCGAUGUAGCUUUGGAAUUUAUCAAGCGUCAUGGCCUAUAUCGGCAGGCAUUGCAGUUUUAUAAGUUGGUUAAGGAAGAGAAUAAAUCAGAGGAACAACUAAACAGCUUGGAUGAAUGUCAGCGGCAGAUCUGUUUGGCAUUUGCGGACCAUCUGCGCGCCAAAAAUGAGCUCGAUAGUGCAAGCAUUAUGUAUGAGCGUGGCGGCAAUCUCCCACAAGCCUUGCUCAGCGCCAAACAUGUAUUGGAUUGGCGGCGCGUUUUAAUGCUGGCACAAAAAGAUGGCAUAGAUAUAGCGACGUUGGCGUUAUCUAUGGUACCGGCACUGCAGGAGCAAGGUCGCUAUGACAUAGCUCAUAAGCUGCACAAAACGUAUGGCACGAACUUUAGGGAAGCGCUUCAGUGCCUACUAAAGGGUAAUCUCUACUUGGAAGCGAUAUUGGAGGCGCGUUUAAACAUCGAAGAAGCAAAUUUACUAGAUGAGCUAGUACGACCCGAAUUGCUUGCAUACACUGUACAAUUACAGCAACAAUUGGCUGAUGAUGAAAAGCUCUUCGUUGAACACAAGCAGCGUUUGCAAGUGGUGCGUGUGUUGGCCCAGCAAAAGCGUGAUGGCCUCUUGAAUGGCUAUGACCAGCCCGAUAUUGAUGAGGCUGAUUUGCUGUCUGAUACCACCAGUUUGCGUUCAUCACGCUACACGGGCAGCUCGCAGGGCACUGGCAAAACAUUCCGGUCGAGCAAGAAUCGUCGAAAGCACGAACGAAAGUUGCUUAGUCUCAAGCCAGGCAAUCCAUUCGAAGAUAUCGCACUUAUCGAUGCGCUGUACAAUCAAGUCAUGAAGUUAGCCAAUCAACAGCAACAGGUGCGUGACACAUGCAAAGCCUUACUCGAAUUGCAACGCGAUGAGGUGGCUGCGGCGCUGCAAACGCAAUACGGCCACUUAUUGGCGUUGCUGCAAGACUCCUUCGAUGCGAUAUGGACAGACGAAUUGCUGAAUGCGCAAGCGAUGCAGUACAAACCAACGCCCUACACCGAUUACACACAGCUACAAAAUGAGCAGCGAUUUGCCGUUUUGGCACCCCAAAAACGUUUUAAGCCGCAAAUAACGCUUAUUGAUUGGAAGUGUGAUGUAUUGGCUUGAGCGUGUACGUCAAAUGAAAAUGAAAUUAAAUUAGAAAAAAUACUAGCCGUUUUUAGCUGCAUGCACCCUCAUGGCUGGUUUGAGUGUCUAAUCGGCUAGUACAUAUAUAGCAUAAAUUAACGUAAAAUACUUUAGCAAUUAAUCAGAAAAGUAUGUAUUUACAAGCAAAAUUUGUAUACAACAACAAUCAAAACAUUGAAAGAUUAAAGAAAGGUAUGUAUGUAUGCAUUUUCAUAUGUAGUCUUUGCAUUAUACAUAUUUGGUACUUUCGUUGCUGAUAAAAAAAAUUGAAAGUAAAAGAAAGUUGUACGUUGAAUGCAGAAAUUAUGCAAAAAUUUA
Messenger RNA from Rhagoletis pomonella (apple maggot), 5052 nucleotides. Its product is annotated as putative elongator complex protein 1. Gene Ontology annotation, cellular component: elongator holoenzyme complex; cytosol. The record is from RefSeq and is a predicted model, not a curated record. Gene Ontology annotation, biological process: tRNA wobble base 5-methoxycarbonylmethyl-2-thiouridinylation. Gene Ontology annotation, molecular function: tRNA binding. NCBI's taxonomy places the organism in Eukaryota, Metazoa, Arthropoda, Insecta, Diptera, Tephritidae.